This is a messenger RNA of Trichomonas vaginalis G3, 540 nucleotides long. Its product is annotated as protein serine/threonine kinase protein. The record is from RefSeq and is a predicted model, not a curated record. NCBI's taxonomy places the organism in Eukaryota, Parabasalia, Trichomonadida, Trichomonadidae. Gene Ontology annotation, biological process: protein phosphorylation. Gene Ontology annotation, molecular function: ATP binding; protein kinase activity. The transcript has a single exon. The coding region runs from base 1 to 540 and encodes 179 amino acids.
AUGGUUCGAUACACCAUAGUGCGCAAACUUGGACAAGGCGGAUUUGGGGUAGUUUACUUAGUCAAAACUCCAGAUGGAAAACAAUAUGCCAUGAAAGUAAUAGAUUUAUCAGAGAUGAGCUCUCAAAUGAGAGCAAAAGCUCGUUCUGAAGUAGAAAUCCUAUCUAAAUUGAACCAUUCUAAUAUUGUUAAAUAUAUUUCUUCCUGGACUGAUAACAAUAAAUUAUAUAUAGUUAUGAACUACAUUGAUGGAGGAAAUUUACGUCAAUAUAUUUCAAGACAAAAUGGUGAACUUUUAAGGAUAGAUACAGUUUGCUCAAUAUGUUGGCAAAUAGCAAAAGCAUUAGAAUACAUUCACAAAAAUCAUAUCAUUCAUCGAGAUCUUAAGCCUGAAAAUAUUCUUGUUUCGAAUGCUUUUGAUAUAAUUUAUCUUAGUGAUUUCGGUUUAGCAAAGUCACUUUACACUUCUUCUCAAUAUGCAUACACUCAAUGCGGAACUCCGGUGUAUUCAGCUCCAGAAGUUUUACUUGGCGAUCCUUAA